AUGUCAGAUCAACCAGUAUCUCUAAAGAGUCAAUUUGACAAGGCAGUCAAGCAACAACAACAGCUUGAAUCUGGCAAAAUCCCAUUCCGUAGCGAUGACUAUUCAAAGACAUAUAAAGAGACUCUGGCUCUGUUCAAUAGCUGUCGCAAACUGGCAGACAGAUUAGGUUUAUUCAGUCGUAACGAGUCUGCUGAAGAUAUAUCCACUAGCAGUAUCAGGUAUUUAUCAAUAGACUACCAUCUGGCAGCACUAUUAGCACGACCACCACCAGACGAGGGUCCAUUAGAUCCAAGUCGACGAUUAUCAGCCGUUAAAUCAGUUAUUCAGAGCCAUAUUGCAUUUCUUACCCAGCUCGAUGCCUACAAGAUCUUACUAAAAAGUUAUUCGUCCAAACUACAAGAUGCUCUUCAAAGCAGAGAGAACGAUGCAGACAGCCUGCCGGACUUCAGACUGCUUGAAGGAAAAGACGCUGUUGACAGAAGAGCUCAGAAAAUCGAGAUGUUUAAACUGGAAAAGUCACUAGAACAGAAAAUAGCAGCAUUCAACAAAGCACAUCCGGCCUCCGAAAACGAUACUGAAGACAGUUCAUUUGACGAUGAAACUUACCGACAAGUACAAUUCGCACAACUGGGUAUUUACGCUCUCAAGUCGUUCACUGCGCUCCAGAACUUAGCUAUGGAAGUAGAGCUUCUAAGAACGAUGCCACCACCGCCUGAUCCUAGCACCAAUCCAAGACCCCACUCGGAUGACAGAGAAGCAUCACGUUCAAAUACAGGCUAUACAACUCGUUUGGAGCAACCAGUACACCAACAACCGCUGCUAACGAAAUCUGGCAAGGUCAACCGACCAUUCACAAUAGUCUCGACCAGAGACCAAAUUGCCAAAAACGCUUUUGGCACGGGCCAGACCCUGCCAACCAUGUCUGUGGAGGAGUAUCUCGAAGAAGAAAUGAAACGAGGUGGUAUUAUCGAGGGCGGUGGCGAGCAAAGUGCUAAACAAGAAAGCGAGGACGAGGACGACAUGGAAGCUCAGGAUCGCAAAACUCUCAAAGCCCGAGAAUGGGAUGAAUUCACCGAGGCAAAUCCAAAGGGUUCAGGCAACACUAUCAAUAGAGGCUAG
Sugiyamaella lignohabitans is the source of this 1119-nucleotide messenger RNA. It is a transcript of the gene TAP42, whose product is annotated as Tap42p. Gene Ontology annotation, biological process: regulation of dephosphorylation; regulation of signal transduction. The transcript has a single exon. The coding region runs from base 1 to 1119 and encodes 372 amino acids. Gene Ontology annotation, cellular component: cytosol. Gene Ontology annotation, molecular function: protein phosphatase 2A binding. Lineage: Eukaryota; Fungi; Ascomycota; Dipodascomycetes; Dipodascales; Trichomonascaceae. The record is from RefSeq and is a predicted model, not a curated record.